This is a messenger RNA of Guyanagaster necrorhizus, 804 nucleotides long. RefSeq lists its product as uncharacterized. The coding region runs from base 1 to 804 and encodes 267 amino acids. The record is from RefSeq and is a predicted model, not a curated record. NCBI's taxonomy places the organism in Eukaryota, Fungi, Basidiomycota, Agaricomycetes, Agaricales, Physalacriaceae. The transcript is spliced from 3 exons.
AUGACCGUACUUCUCGAUAUACAUAUUUCUCUACAUGUAACUGGCGAUACAAAGGGUCACUAUGUGAAGGAGAAAAGGUGGCAAUGUCCUGAGGGUCCCGAGCCUGCUACAUCUGCCACGCUGAUCGGCCUUCGCGCGGAAACCGGCGUUGGCGGCUCAGUGGACUUGCUUUUCCCAUCACUAGACCACCUCUUAGUUUCCUCAAUGGACUCCGAAAAAUCACUUCGUCCAAAGCCUGCCAGAGGCUUGAACUUUUGGACGUCCUUUGUCUCUCUUUGCACUGCUCUCGCCCUCUUUGCUUUGGAAUUGACCUCUGAGUCGACCGCUUUGCCUACUAUUGAUCUCCACUCCCCAGAAUUUGUUUAUUGGAUUUAUAUUCUGAUGUCUGCUGUUCUAAUAUUCGCUAUCGGAAACACACUUUGCGGUGCCGCAGUUAGUCAGUCCAUGAUGUCGGAGACAUUCUCCUUGGAGACCUGGCUCUUCUCCGAGAUCGUGGUCUAUUCCUUGGAUUGCUUGGCUUGCAUUUCCAGUAAAUUUUAUUACUGGACCGACUUGUCAUUGGAGGAAGUCUCGCUUCUGCAGGUGCUUGGAGAUGGAUUUUUUGUAAGCACGACUUCUUCACUUGAUCUCCAUGCUGAUUCUUGUCAUGACGUAGACUUGAACUUACCGUUGUGCGGUAUUUCUAUCGCGCCAUCGGCAGCAUUCCUUCAUCUUAGAUCUCCUAACAUUCCAAUACGCGAGGGAAUCAUCCUUAUGGACUGGAGGCGAAGUUUGAUUUCUCGCUUUUCCUGGUACACGUUCUGA